AUGCAGAGCAGAUGUGAAUGUUGUUUCUAUAUCCCUUUACUUCUGUGUUUGCUACCCCGAGUUAUUUUUUCUGGCUAUCUAUUUUGUAUCUAUCUUUCGAUCCAUCUGUCAAGUUAUUCGUCUGUCUGUAAAAUCGUCCAUUUUUACGCCCCAACUUUCCGUCUGCUUUGUAUUUCUCAACAUAAGCGCCCAGUCUUUUUUUUUUAUACUUUUUUCUCAACCCUUUCUCUGUCUCUAUCUCUCUGUCUCCUUCUCUGCUUCUUUCUCUCCCCCUCUCUCUCUCUAUCUUAUUCUGUCUUUCUCACUUUCUCGAUCAUUAUCUCUCUCUCUCUCAUCUUUGCUCUCUUUUCCCACCCUCUUUCUAUCGCUUUCUCUCUCUAUUUCCCUCCUUCCUUCUCUCUUUUUAUCUCCCUCUCUCUCUCUCUCUCUCUCUCUCAUUCUCAACCUUUCUCUCUCUUCGGGUCUCUCUUUCUUUAUCUCUCGCUGUUCCUCUCUCUCUCUCUCUCUCUUUCCGUUCCCCCCUUUCUCUUCUCUCUCUUUCUCGAUCUUUAUCACUCUCUUUCUCUCGUCAUUGCUCUCUUUUCCACCCUCCUUCUAUCUCUUUAUUUCCAUCCCUCCUUCUCUCUCUUCAUGUCUCUCUCUCAGUUUCUCUCUCUCUCUCUCUCUCUCUCUCUCUCUCUCUCCGGCUCUCUAUUUCUCUCGCUCUUUUUCUUUAUUUUUUCUCUCGCUGUUCCUCUCUCUCUCUCUUUCGUCCUUUUCUCUUCUCUCUCUCUCUUUCUCGAUCUCUAUCUCUCCCGCUUCAACUCUCCCUCCUUUUCUCCCAUUCUUUGCCUCACUUUCUUUCUUCCUCGAAAUUUAUGUCUCUUUUCCUUUUUCUCUUUCCAUUUCUCUUCUCUCUCUCACUCUCUCUUUCCCUCUUUCUCAAUCUUUAUCUCUAUCUUCCGCUCUCGCCCUAACUCUCUCUCUCUCUCUCUCUCUCUCUUUCUUUCUUUCUUUCUUUCUUUCUCUCUGACUCUCACUAUUUCUACCUUGUCUGUUCAUAUCAGUCUUGUUGGUUUAUUUGUGCAUUUCUGUCUAUCGAGCCGGGCCUAUUUCUCUCUCUUGCCAUCAAACUACCAGCCUCUCUGCCUAUCAUUGUGA
Molecule: messenger RNA, 1140 nt
Organism: Acanthosepion pharaonis
Lineage: Eukaryota; Metazoa; Mollusca; Cephalopoda; Sepiida; Sepiidae
Source: the annotation of a GenBank genome assembly